AUGUCCGAUCCUUCAGAUUCUUCUCUGAAGAUCCCAGACGGAGAUUCGAAUAUCGUUGAAGACCCAAAACUCUCGACACCUCAACCACAACCACUUACACUAGAACCCGCCGCUUCUUCACCUGUCAUUCCUACUUCUGCCCUUAUCCAGUCUUCUCCUGUCAUCCCUCAAUCGAUACCCACAUCAUCCACUGCGAAUAUAAUGUCGUCCGCACCGGUCGAAAUGCCUACAUUCACACCAUACAUACCUAAUACAGGUGUAAACGGUAGAAGGGCAAGUUCUAGUGGUAAAGCAGCUAACGGACAGCAUAGGAGCGUAGGUCCUGAACUGUCUACCCCGUCGAAAUUAUCGCAAGCAUCAGGAGGUAUUUUUGUACCAACCGGAGAACCACCGUAUGAACCACCUCUUGAUAUCGUAUAUCCACCUGACAAGAUCCCAAAUCCACAUUGGGGCGAUAUGACUCCUCAACCUAUCAUCGAAAAUUUUCCUGCGAAUUCUCUCUAUAGACCUAAAUAUCUACCGGCUGAUAUAGAUGACAGGCUGGAUAAGAAAAGUGUUUGGAUCGGGGUGGAGAAGGAGAGUGCACGCGCAGUGUACUUCCUCCCUCCAACAUGCCAAUGCUGUAAGAAUCCCGCGGUAGCCCAACACUGCGAUCGUGGGUGGCCAAACUGUGCUAGAUGUAUAGGAAGAGGAGUGACAUGUAUACCUGGUAAAGCAUGGGGGAUGAUGCGUCCAAAAGGUAAACGUCGGAAUCUCAAAGCGGAAAUGGGAAGAACGAAACUACCUAAUGAAGGUACUUCAACCCCUAUCAAGAAUGGAACCUCUUCAUCUUCACAACCUAAAUCUACACCGUCAUCUUCGGCUAAAGGUAAAGGUAAAGCAGUUCAGCCAGACAACAGCCAUCCUGAUCUUCUCCACGAACCUAUAAAUCUCGAUCAAUCGAUGUCGACCAAUGAUGAAAAGGAAAAGCCCAGGAAGAAGAGGAGGCUUUCUGGAGGGGCGGGCGGAGAAAUCGGUGUUAAGCGUAUACGGCGUAAAUCCCAUCGAGACUCCACCAGCAUGUUACCACACACUUCCAGUCGCCCUCUCUCUGCAGCCGACCGCCAGUAUUUCUCAAGAUUAGAAGAUAACGCUAGGAAACCACCUUUGACAGAUAUGCAUGGUCCUUGCCCCGUAUGGGCUAAGACCAGAGGAUCAUUACAUGCUGCUUGCGAAUAUCUGCGAAAUCCAAGGGCGACAGCAGGUGCUAGUGUCGAGAUCGGUGUCGGUGGGAUAGCGAGAGGAGUGGUACUGGAAGGAGAUAUACCGGAUGCUCAAGGUGCAUACUGGGGUACGGGCAAAGAUACGGGCACUAUCAUCACUGCAAUUGGUCCUUCUAGAAAGCAGAAUUCGGAUUACCAUCAAGACCUAAAUGGGUCGGAUCCCCCUGCACCGAUUUCCCAAGAGCCUUUGGGAGGACCCCGUAUGCAAUCAUUCACACCUCCUCUCAACAUUUUUCCACCUUCCCAAAGUCGAGCAUUGGCGGCUAGUACUCAGAAUCAGAUCAAACAAGAAAAUUCUACUGUCGGUAAAGAUGUGAAGGAAGCACCCGAAGUUGAAGCCUUGCUCAUGGCUCACAGAGCUCGAACGCCUGUGGCUUUAGCUGUCGCUCAGGAUUACACGGCUGUGCCUUUCAAAGUACCCAGACCAUUUAUUGUCCUGGGCUGGUUUUGGAUAACCGAUGCUUGGCCUGAGCCUGUCAUGCCCGAAGUACAACUUUUCCAUGCUCAGCAGAACCGGCCCAUCGGACCUCCUGAAUCUAUCAUUUGGAAAUUUAGAUUUGAAUGGUGUACUGGCGGAAGACAGGGUGUACCAUGGUGGAGUUCGGUGGCGCAACCGACACGUCCCACCGCGUUACCGCCUACAUACACUGAGGAAGCUGAAUGGCAGAUAUCCGGAUCGGGCUGUGGUUCAACAACUGUCCAAUCGCCUUCGUCAGGUCCAUCAACGAAUGUCAAUCGUGUAUACCAGUACAUCUGCCCGCAGUGUAAACAUAUCUCGACCAAAGUUUAUCGGGAUGGUGAUAUAUGCUUGAAUGAACGAUGCCCCUGGUUCUUUGGAGAUGCUUCCAGUCUUGCAAACCAUAUCGGACCAAUCACCAAUAUUCCUUUCCCUCUUCUGCCCAGAACUCGAGUCUUGCCUGAAACGCUCGGUCUUCAACUUCGACCUCCUGAACCUUCGGGUAUAAGCCACGACAUUACCCAAUCGCAUGCUGGACGCGAGUUCUGGAAAGGUUGGGUAUGUCAUAAGUGUGGUUCUGCGCAGGAGAGGUAUAAGUGGGCUGGAUGGUCUUGCGAAGCUUGUGGAAAUUCUGUUAAACCACCUCGACGGAUAUACACCGCAGAAGACUUACGUCCACCUUCACGUCCGGUAUGUACCUCCACGCGACAGGAUGAUGGCUAUGCCUCGAUUCCAUUCGAGGUCAAUCGCUCAUGGUCACUUUUUGAUAACGACAUAAAGGUUGUCAAGCAUGCUUUGGAACCACUCAUCUUUGGAUCCAACUGCGAAGCGCAUCACAUUCUUGCUCAUGAAGGUCAAGGUGUUAAUAGUAUCGCCGGAGACGCUUUGAAGAAAUUACAAAUGCAGGGAGAGGAUGAGAUACCCAUGAGGAGAUAUACGGCAGUGACCACUCGAAGACCGGCGGAACUUACGAUGUCGCUAUUCUACACUUACCUGUGCGGACCCGAAUCCUAUCCUAUCAACGCUUUUCCAACAUACCGAUCAGCGCAUUGGUCAAAUGUCCCUCCUGUCUGUCUCGAGAUUGUAGAUCUCAUCAAUGAUAGAUCCGGCAAGUGCUUCCCGGGUGAACGAGAAUUUGAUAGCCUUCUAAUCGCUGCCAAUCCUCCUGGCCUAGCUACCACUCUGUACCCGAAAAUCGAGAUUGAACCAUCCUCAUACAUGUCAAUUCUGUUCCUCGGCUCAGAUGCGACUGUUUGUAUCAGGCAAUAUGGCACCAAGCAAGGAUCAAUUACCGUACAGCAUGGAGAUAUAUUGGGAUUCAAGUUGGGUACAGAGGUCAUGGAAAUUUCACUUCGAAUGGAGAAUUUCGGUUUCUUCUGCAUUGCUCGUCAUGGCAAUUUGAAUGACGUAGUUGCACCUCAAACCGCUACUUCCGAAUCGAGAUUAUCAACCGAUAGUUCCCUCCCUCACGUGCACAGCGACUUCAACCCUUCAUCUUCUGUCGAUCCAUCAUCAGCCACUUUGCCCCGUAUCGAAUCGAUUCCAGUCGAAGAUAUUUCAGUCUCAAAGAGUAAAGACAAGAAAUCCACCUCAGCACGUUCAAAGGCCCGAGCUGUAUCACCUCCACUCGUAAAACCUGCCGAGUUAGUUCUCAAGAAUUGGUAUAUCGGUGCAUACCCUCUUGACCCCUUACAACCUCUUAGGAUAUUACCUCCUUACCGACCCGCCGAGGGGGAUUUGGAUUCUAGUAAAGUGGUUAUCUUGGGUGAUAAGAAGGAUUGGAUUCAGCUGGAACCACGUGCUUUAUCACCGUUACCGGGUUAUGACGAUUUACGACCUGAUCCACCUCCUGUUCAGCAGAAAUCUACAGCAGGGGGUGGAGGAAAGAAAGGAAAGAACAGUACGCCAGUCAGUGUGACGAAGAAGAAAGGAAGAGGGCCAGGACCUCGGGCGAGUGUAAGCGGUACACCUGCUAGUACUGCUACGGCGGACCAGGAAGAGGAUACAAAAAGUAUCGGAGGGACGCCCAGUGCGAGAGGAGGAAAGAGGGGAAGAGGACGAGGACGAAAGUCUAUCAACUAA
This is a messenger RNA of Kwoniella botswanensis, 3801 nucleotides long. RefSeq lists its product as uncharacterized. NCBI's taxonomy places the organism in Eukaryota, Fungi, Basidiomycota, Tremellomycetes, Tremellales, Cryptococcaceae. The coding region runs from base 1 to 3801 and encodes 1266 amino acids. Gene Ontology annotation, biological process: regulation of DNA-templated transcription. The transcript has 11 exons. The record is from RefSeq and is a predicted model, not a curated record. Gene Ontology annotation, molecular function: DNA-binding transcription factor activity, RNA polymerase II-specific; zinc ion binding.